This is a messenger RNA of Malaya genurostris, 2056 nucleotides long. RefSeq lists its product as uncharacterized. Gene Ontology annotation, cellular component: endoplasmic reticulum; membrane. Gene Ontology annotation, biological process: GPI anchor biosynthetic process. NCBI's taxonomy places the organism in Eukaryota, Metazoa, Arthropoda, Insecta, Diptera, Culicidae. The record is from RefSeq and is a predicted model, not a curated record. The transcript has 5 exons. The coding region runs from base 103 to 1671 and encodes 522 amino acids.
UAAACAACUGCACAAAAUAAAUAAUAAUAUUCAAAGCUCGGUACAACUCUGCCAAAGUAAAAUCCAAUUCAAUUAUGCUUUACAAGACUUAUUAGCUUUAAAAUGAAUGUAAAAAUCUACCUUUCUUCAAAACUGGUAGAACACUGUACCUUCUGCCAGUUGUUCGGUGUUAUCGAAGUGCAGCGUGAUGAAAUCCGUUUCGCCGUUUUAGACAACAAACUUCUACCAGGUACUUACUUGAUUGGUGAAAUAUGUAGUGAAUCGGACUACCGGCGGUUACAGCAAGCCGACCCGGCCGACUUCAAUCGGGACAUACUGCUGCAGGAGGAAAAUUUUCUACGCCUGGCGAUCUCCGAUCGGGGCCGCAUCAAGCACGUAACGACAAAGGUGAAAGGUGUUACCAUCGAAACACUGAACAAGGUGCUAAUCGUAUACGAUGAGCGGGGAUUUAGCAACCUGGCUGAAAAUCAACUGCAGCUGGAUGAGGACGGAAAUGAUUUGUUGCAUCUGGCACAGUUGAUCAAAUCAUCGAAACCCCAACGGAACUCGGCACUGAAGGACUUGUUGGGCUACGCGGCUGGCAGUCCACUGAUGGGCUGGGCAGCGUUGCUUUUGCACCCAUUGUUGGUGAUUCUGAGGAUAGUUUUCAGGAAAACCGCCCUGUUCUAUCACUUUUCCGAGUGGACGAACAGUAUUAGAAGCCGGGGGUUCAAUGGAGCUAAGUGGGCAUUAUUAUUUGAUAUAGGAUUUGGUGUGGCCGUGCUUUCGCUGGUGCUUUACUUCGGAAAUCCGGGUAUUCAGUUUAUGGAGUAUGCUGAGCUGGUUGUGAAUUACUUGCGAAAUUUGCUGACUACCCUUCGCGGCAGUCCAAUCGGACUCAAAUUGAAUGCUCCGCUGAAUAACUUCUUUCUCAGCUGUUUUCUCUACCACGUGGACCUCUGGUGGACAUUUUUGAUCAUCGUUUCCCCGGCGAUACGCUUUCUCUUUCUACCGUUGUCAGUGUUGGGACUGUUGGGAUUAUCAUUCCAACUGGCAAUGCUUUCGGACCUAAUCAUACUAAUUAGCCUACACGCACAUUGUUUCUACAUCUAUGCUGCGGUAUUGUAUCGAAUCGAGCUUGGAGGAAUUCGGGCGCUGUGUCGCAUCGUUCUAGGCAAGAAGAAAAAUAUUCUUCGGGACCGUGUCGAAUCGCACGAAUACAUGAGUCGGCAGCUUUUCCUUGCUACAAUGACAUUCGCCGUACUUCUUUUCCUGCUGCCAACGAUUCUUGUGUACUACGCAGUUUUUGCAACGCUUCGUUUCUCCAUUUACUGUAUUUCAUACGUACUAAUGACCGUAAGGCGAACCAUACUUCAGUUUCCGUUCGAUGCCAUGAUUCGAUGGUUGCGAGGGACUUACACCGAUGUGGAAAGUUUAGAGAUCUACAAUAUCGGAUCGUACGCCAAUGAGAACAUUACGAUUAUUUAUAUUGCGCCUAAACCUAGCAGGGGUUUCUGGAAUGAUCAAAGCUGGCAACGGUUAAGGUGGAGUGCGAAAACCGGUAACGACAACCCAUCGAUGGGUGCCACUAUUUCCAUUGGUCGGUUCUUCGUUAGUUUAGUCCAAGGCGAAAUGGUUGCCUUUAUACAACCGGAUGAGAAUCAUUAUCACAGUGAUAAAAAAAUUGAAUAAAUGCAAAAUUAAUUACUAAUUUUCGGCAAGAUUUUGUUUUUUUUUCGGUAUCUGACGAGAAAAACAGAUUGGAAAAGAACUGACUAAUGAAAUAGUGAAAUGAAAAUUUGCGAAGUUAUCGCAGAGCCGAGACUCAAACCCGCGAUCUAACGUAUAGGGUUUUUCUCUUAGAAAAACUUCAACGUUCAACGGUGGUUCUUCAUUGGUUAAAUACGUUGGAUCAUUGGUCCAAUGAACGUCCAAUCAAUCGUUCAACGGGAGUAUGCGGUAACUUUUUCGCAAAUCGUCGUUUCAUUCGUCAGUCUUUUUCCAAUCUGUUUUUCUCUAUGCCUUAACAAGACCAAAAACUUCGGCUGAUUCGAAACAAAGAACCAAAUAAUGUGAA